Molecule: messenger RNA, 2713 nt
Organism: Closterium sp. NIES-67
Lineage: Eukaryota; Viridiplantae; Streptophyta; Zygnematophyceae; Desmidiales; Closteriaceae
Source: the annotation of a GenBank genome assembly
AGAAAUGUGAAAACCAGGAAGUGGAAACUCGAGGAGGGACUACAGUCCAGCCUAGAGAACUCCAGGAGUAAUUAGUCUGUCGGGAUUCCCUGGCCUUGUUUGUGAGUGGUGGUGAGUACAGAAUUGAAGCGGCGGCCCUGGUUGACGCUUCAGGAUUCCGGUUCGGUUGCUUUCCCAUUGAUUCCAGGGCCGUUGUGUUCUUGUACCAGUACAUGAGUGAUAGUUACUGUUGUCGAUACGCUGAGGCAUAAGAGCUUAUGCAACAACAGGAUCAGGAGCUCCCUCGGAAACUUGACAUCGGUCUGACAUUGACGUUUCAUUCGGUCACUGACUAUUUAUUUCUCAUCCCAGGGACGCUAGAAGCCCAAUUCCUUGCAGCCUAAGACAUCGAGAGUCGGAUUCUUCCCCUGUCUGAUUCAGCGCCUGUCCCAACCAGCCUUAGGACAGGUAUCAUAUUCUAAGAAAGUAACUUUCAGACGUUACUAUCGAAGCGUGUUGCUAUCGAAGCGUGCGACGAGCGACGUGCGACGAUGUCGAUACCAAUGGAAGACGUCGUCGCUUGUUUGGGAUUCACGCAGGCGGACAACCCGCUAACCCGCGCCAAAGAUCAUCCCAAGAUCGCACACGCCAUGGCUCAGCUAGCUGUGGAGCAAGCUCAAGACUCCAUCACAGCGUCGCAGAAGGACGCCGCCGAACAGCUUAUGGGCCUGGUGGUGGCGGAAGGCGCGGAAGAGCAAGCAGUGGCGGAGGCAGCGGCGCAGCUGCUGGCGAUGACAGCAGCGGACGAUAAGAAGAACCCGCACCUGAUGCACGUGGACCGUUGGAUCACCACGUGCUGCACCGUGCUGAAGCGGUGCAAGCCAACGAGUGACAGCAAGAGACGGAAGAGCAGCUCACAAGCCGACGCCGCGGAAGCAGAGGCAGCACAGACCGCAGCAGCAGCCGGGGGAGCAGCCGGGGGAGCAGCGGGGGCAGCAGUGAGCGAGUCGCUGCUGGUGUGCAUGGCGAGCUGCCUGGCGGAUCUGAUGAACAACCCGCGCAGCACCAUAGUGUGCAGCACACGCGCGCAGGAGAUCUUCCAGUGCCUGCAGCCUGUGCUACUCCUCCCGCAAGUCAGCAACCGUCUGCUCUACUUCCAGGUGUGCCGGGCCAUUUCCGAGGUGCUGCACCCCUCCACGUGGCCCAUGAACCAAUCCGCUGCGGUGCCCAAGCGGCUGCUAGAGAGGCUCAUUGACCUGAUCACCCCUGUUAAAGCCUCUGCUGGUGAUGGCUCAGGUGGUAAGGAUGCUGCUAGCGGUGCUGCUGCUGCGGAGCCUAUCUCUGAAACUGGGUCAGGGGAGCGAGAGACUGAGGCAAACGAAACGUCAGAAUCCGAGGCUGCUGCUGCUCAUACCGCCUUGGCAAACGGCACAGCUGCAGCAGAGGUAGCAGCAGGGACAGCAGCAGCAGCAGCAGCAGCAGCAGCAGCAGCAGCAGCAGGAGGAGGAGGAGGGGCGGCAGCAGCAGCAGGGACAGAGGAGCAGGAGACCCCAGAGGGCGAUUUGACGGAGUCUCUGAUCCACAUGCAGGCGUGCAAGGCGCUGCUGGUGAUGGCGACCAACGGGGCAGCGGAUCUCAUCAUAGAGCACGUGCCGGGGGUGAUGGGUGCGCUGGAGAGGUUGAGGCAGGAGUCGGGGGUGGAGGAGGCGGUGGUGCAGGCUGAUGCCGCGCUCAUGUCGCUCUGGCUCUCUCCUAAAGGAUAUGCGCUUUCCAACCCAGAGCUGCGCCCAGUGGUGGUAGGCCAUCUCUUGAGGGUCUUAGGCUCUCCUGACCUUGUGGAUAACCACCAGGACGUCAGCCUGGCGCUGGUGACGUCAACCAUCAAUCCCGACGCCGCCACGCGGGCCAGCAUGCUCCAGCUGUAUAGCGGGCUGCUGACACAGCAGCUGGAGCUCACCCACAUCCUGAUUGGCCACGUGGAUGACACUGACAGCCUGGCACACCAGAGCGUGGUGUACUUUGUGCUGCACAUAUGCGAGUCAGAGGACUGUGCGAAGUCCUUCACGGCCAACCAGACGGAUUGCGAGGCGCUUGUGGCAGCGCUGGUGGUGGCAGCACAGGCGAGAACCACUACGCGCCCAUCGCUGUCUUGGUUCGCCUGGCCAGUAGGCCUAGCACCAGGGAUCACGUCCUGACCCACAUCGACACCAGAACACUCAAUCGCCUGCGAGCCAUUCCUGGCACUCGCGCUCGACGAGAGGUUGUUCAACUGGCCACCGCGUUUGCAGAAUACAAGGGCGAAAAGAUCGACCCUCCGGAACGCACAGCCUCUAUGCCGACUGAGGAGGAGGAAUCCAAGGAAGAUAUUUUGAGGGACAUUGUCCGGAGCCAAUCCACGAGGAGUCUCAAAGCCAGGGCAGGGGGAAGUAGCUGCGAGGAUCUGUCAGGAGCUGUAGCGAGUGUGGCAACAGGAGUUGCCAAGAUUACUGUAGAUGUGGCGGAUGCAUGAAACAAACCAUGACGGGGUUGGCUCGGAGUGGUGAAGUUGCUGCUCUUGCUUUUCCCUGUAUUAUAGGGCAACUUUUGGUAGCUUGGGGAGGGGACGCUGGCGAGUGACCUUUUCCUUGUGUGUUUGAGUAGGUAGACUCAAAUUUUUUUUGUUCUCUAAAAGAUAGUGCUUCCAUAGAAUCGUGCAUAUAGCAUUGCAUCAUUUUUUUGUGCCUUGAAUCCGUAU